AUUUCUGUGUGUAUACUACUAUAUACUAAAUACAUAAAUGGUAGAAUGGAUAUAUAUUUAAAUUAAUUUGGCCAUGGUGAAAUGUUAAGUGCAGAAAUGCCUGAACUCUCUUUAGAAGUUACCUGCCAUGUCCCCUCUGCUAGAAGCCAGUGUCUCCACAGCCUUGCUGAAGCCUGUUUCAGUUAAUCUGCCUUUGUGCAAGUGGAUAUGAGGAGUAUUUACACUCCAGUUUUGCUGUAGCUACCUCCUGAGUAGCUCUACUACACUUUCUUUUUCUUUUGCUACUUGUACUCUUGUGCCAUGUAUAAUAGCAAAUAUAUUGCACAAAACCUUUUUAAUUUCUUUUGCAAGUAGUCAGAGAGGAGUACGGUGGACUUUAUUUCCAAUCAAAUUAUUAAAGGUAACUAUAGUUAGCUUAAUGCAUUCUAUCAUUUUUGCAUUUGAGUAUUUCUGUAAUCGGUUUUAGAGAUGCUUAAAUCCCUCCACUGCUUUGCCUAAACCUUUAUGCUCAGAAGGAGGAAGCCUCCUCUCUCUUGGAAGAAGUACUUUCUUUUUCUCACAGUAUUCCAUUGAAAAGUUACAGACUGUCAGAAAAGGUUUGAAUGUCUAUCUCUUUUUUCUUAAUGACAAAGUCUCAGAAGAUAUUCCAACUAUGCAGUCCAAUCUGUCAAAUUUUUGAGUCCAAGCCAUUCCCCAAUCAAUAUCAACAGCAUGUAUUGUUAAGAGGGAAAAUCUAGGGGUUUCUACAUGUAGUAGAAAAAACGAUGUGGAACAUUUAAUGUAAGCCAAGCUCAUCUUUCCUUCCCUAACUACUCCUUUGAACCCCACUUUCACCAUGGAGAUCCUGCAAAGUAUGGUGUUGCCAACACUUUCAACAAUAAAUAAUGAAGAAUUUUACAGUAGUAAGUAAUGUUCUCUUAAAACACAAAUGAAGCAUAAGAAAAUCAGGAGAUGAAUAGUUUCCAAUGAACCUUAAGCCUGUUUCUUUAAAGUAAUUAAAUAUUUAUCAUUACUUUGUAUGAUAAAACACACCCUAACUAUGUGGACUUCUGGCAGUAGUUUUCUCAGUGGGGUGGGUGCUCUGAAUCCAGCACUUUCACCUGCCUUUUCACAGUACCUGAGUAUAAUUUCUGCCUACCUGCUUUUGGAUUUGAUACUUAGGAUGUCAGGAACUCUGAGGGACCCAGUGUUUCAAUGAAUGCACUUUUUUAGUUGAAUGUAGCCUUAGGUGGCUAAUUUUAGAAAGGAUCAGAAUGCCUUUGGAGGCAGCUGUCUUGCUGACUCCUGAUGUAUUCAAAGGCAGAUUGAAUCCUUUCUUCUGGAUGAGCUCACUCACCCUUAAGCAACUUCAGUCCUUCCUCCCCUUCUUAUUGUUACUGAUUUUUUUCAAAUGUUGGAGUCAAAAAUCCAUCUGAACAGAACCAAACGCUGUUAUUUACAUCUCCUGUGGCUUUUAUCCUUUUUUUAAAAGAAAAACUUGAACCUAUGAUAACAGUUUAAUAACUUUUUUUUCCCAGUAAAAUGUUUGCUACUAGAAAGCAGACACUUUUUUCUCCUUCUAGGGCUCCCUUCUGGGGCUUUUUUUUUUUUUUAAUAAAAGGUAAGUAGGCGUGGUCAAGCAAUGCUUGUGGUUUACCAUGUUUCGUAUCAGAGCAAAGCUCAGCUUGGGCUGUUUCACUGGCACAGCUCAUGAAGAGAGGUUUCCAUUUUCAUUUGAAUAUAAACCAGAAAUGAUUCUUUCUACCUAUCACACCAUCCAGUCUGUUUUCUGCUGCUGCUGCACAGUGCAAGAAAGAGCAAAGAGAACAAAAGUGAACCUGAAUCCUGACACUGGCCUGGAGACCCAUUACUCAGCCUCACAACCAGACAUUUCCUAUGCAUCUACUUGGAAGUGGAGGCACAAGAGGCAAUUGCAGUUUAAGAGCAAGCUGUUACCUCCUCUACCUGCCGAGGCCUUGGAAGACUACACCAAGAAACCCAGAGUUAUUGCACUCUAUGAUUUUUUUGCUAGAGGGCCUUCAGAUUUACCUCUAAAGAAGUCAGAAGAAUACAUUAUCCUUGAACAGUAUGAUCCCCACUGGUGGAAGGCGAGAGGCCAACAUGGGAGUGAAGGUCUAAUUCCCAGCAACUAUGUUACUGAGAACAAGAAAAGUAAUUUAGAAAUGUACAAGUAAUGGUACUGCAAAAACAUAAACAGAAGCCAGGCAGAACUUCUCUUGUGCCAGAAGCCCAAAGAAGGUGCAUUUGUUGUCAGAGAUUCAAGUCGACAUCUUAUGCUGUCCAUGUAUUCACGGCAUAAAGGAAGUCAUAAUGUAAAUAUUUUACAUUAUCAAAUUAAACAAAACCCCUUGAGACAGUAUUAUGUAGCAGAAAAAUAUCUUUUUUCAUCUGUUCCUGAACUCAUCAAGUAUCAUCAACACAAUGCUGCAUGUCUUAUCACACGUCUUCGAUAUCCAGUUGGAUCAGAUGGAUGUUCUUCAUCAGCAACAGCAGGACUGAAUUAUGAGGAGUGGGGAUUAAACUCAUCUGAGUUUAAACUCAUCUUCAUUAAAGAACUUGAGCGUGGGCAGUUUGGAGUUGUUUAUCUCGGUAAAUGCAGAGCAACAAUCAAGGUUGCCAUCAAAACAGUCACUGAAGGUGCAAUGUCUAAAGAUGAUUUUAUGGAGGAGGCCAAACUGAUGAUGAAACUCUCCCACCCAAAGCCGGUCCAGCUUUACGGAGUGUGCACACAUCACAAGCCUCUCUACGUUGUGACUAAAUUCAUGGAACAUGGCUGCCUGCUCCAUUACCUUCGGCAAAGGUGGGGGAAACUUGGCAGAGAUGUGUUGCUGAGCAUGUGCCAGGAUGUGUGCGGAGAGAUGGAAUAUGUGGAAAGAAAUAGCUUUAUUCACCGUGAUUUAGCUGCAAGAAACUGUUUAGUUAAUGCAGAGCACAUUGUUAAAGUAUCCGACUUUGGCAUGGUGAGGUACGUCAUUGAUGACGACUAUAUCAGCUCUUCAGGUGCCAAGUUUCCAGUCAAAUGGUCAUCUCCUGAAGUCUUUCAUUUCAAAAAAUACAGCAGCAAAUCAGAUGUCUGGUCAUUUGGUGUAUUGAUGUGGGAAAUUUUCACAGAAGGCAAAAUGCCCUUUGAAAAUAAGUCCAAUUCUAAAGUUGUCCAUGAGAUUUCUCAAGGUAACCAACUUUAUCGACCACAUUUGGCAUCACAUACUGUGUACAAAGUCACGUACAGCUGCUGGCACGAGAAACCUGAAGGACGUCCUACUUUUGCAGAGUUAAUAGUGACCCUCACAGAUUUAACAGAGAUGAGAUAA
This is a messenger RNA of Chiroxiphia lanceolata (lance-tailed manakin), 3311 nucleotides long. RefSeq names its product tyrosine-protein kinase TXK-like. Gene Ontology annotation, molecular function: ATP binding; non-membrane spanning protein tyrosine kinase activity; protein binding. The record is from RefSeq and is a predicted model, not a curated record. NCBI's taxonomy places the organism in Eukaryota, Metazoa, Chordata, Aves, Passeriformes, Pipridae. Gene Ontology annotation, biological process: integrin-mediated signaling pathway; adaptive immune response; T cell receptor signaling pathway.